This is a messenger RNA of Oreochromis niloticus (Nile tilapia), 5285 nucleotides long. It is a transcript of the gene brpf1, whose product is annotated as bromodomain and PHD finger containing, 1. The record is from RefSeq and is a predicted model, not a curated record. Gene Ontology annotation, biological process: regulation of transcription by RNA polymerase II. Gene Ontology annotation, molecular function: protein binding. The coding region runs from base 440 to 4324 and encodes 1294 amino acids. The transcript is spliced from 16 exons. Lineage: Eukaryota; Metazoa; Chordata; Actinopteri; Cichliformes; Cichlidae.
AGUAUUAGCUUUAAAUGGCUAAAAGGGCCAUGUUUGGCUAAAAAAAGAUCACACUAGAUGACUGUGUGUGUAUUUUUACAGUAAUUGGUGUUAUCCAUAGUAACCCACCGUACUCCGACAACAUGAACAGACCUUGGUGUUAGCCCUACUGCGGAAAAAAAUAAGCAUGUCUGGCUAUUUCUCGUUACAGAGAAAACGAUUUCGCGGAUAUUUUGGCUUAAAGGAGGAGAAGGAACGCUUUUGAUGGACAUUAGUUUAAUAAAACCUCCACACAUGCUCUUCAGGAAGCCAGGCUGUCAUUUUGCCUCAGAAAUUCACAGGGUGAGGUCAUUGUGGAGGGAAACACUGGGGUCUGAACGGCCAGGCUGCGGUGUGUAUAGCCCCAAACAUUCAUAUGUAAACUUGAACACCAUCUGUCCCAGCAGUGGCUGUUGGCACAAUGGGGCUGGACUUUGACGUGAAGACAUUCUGCCACAACCUGCGGGCCACCAAGCCCCCUUAUGAGUGUCCCGUGGAGACUUGCCGUAAGGUCUACAAGAGCUACAGUGGCAUCGAGUAUCACCUUUACCACUAUGACCAUGACAACCCAACUCCUGCCCAGGCUGUGCCUCAGAAGAAGAGGAAGGGACGUCCUCCUCGUGCCUCGCUGACUGGUUCAGGGGAUACGGAUGAUGGCGGGGGUAACGGAGGAGGAGGACUGGGUCAUGGAGGGAACACGCCUGUUAGCCCCAACCGAUCAGAACGCUCCCAUUCCCCGGGGAGAGAGACCAUGACCUACGCCCAGGCACAGCGCAUGGUUGAGGUGGAGAUUCAAGGACGCAUUCACCGCAUUAGCAUCUUCGAGAAUAUAGAUGUGGUGUCAGAUGAAGACAGUGAUGCAGAAGACGCUCCUUCAUCUGGAACUGGUAAUAGUGGUGGCGGCAUGUGUAAUGGUAGUGACGGUGGAGCCGGGGGCAGCGAGUUAGGAGGGAGUGGCAAGGACCGCUCAGAUAUCCCAUCUUCUAAUGGGGGAAAAUCCACGCCAAAGACUGGGAAACAUAAGAGCAAAGCCAAGAAGAAGGAUGGCUUAUCUCAUCAUCACAGCGCUCAGUCUGGUCCUGCAGUCAAGCUCCCGGAGGCUGUGUUCAGAGAACUCGACCAAGACCGACCUGAUGCCCCACCUCGGCCAUUAUCAUACUACAGGUACAUUGAUAAAUCUGUGGAGGAGCUAGAUGAGGAGGUAGAGUAUGACAUCGAUGAGGAGGACUACAUCUGGCUUGAUAUCAUGAAUGACAAGCGGCGGCGUGACGGUGUGACACCCAUCCCUCAGGAGGUUUUUGAGUAUCUCAUGGACCGCUUAGAGAAGGAGUCAUACUUUGAGAGCCACAAUAAGGCGGACCCCAGUACCUUGAUUGACGAAGAUGCCGUCUGCUGCAUCUGUAACGAUGGAGAGUGUCAGAACAGCAACGUGAUUUUGUUUUGCGACAUGUGUAAUUUGGCAGUACACCAGGAGUGCUAUGGCGUUCCCUAUAUCCCGGAGGGCCAGUGGUUAUGUCGCCGGUGCCUGCAGUCGCCGAGCCGAGCUGUGGACUGUGCUCUGUGCCCGAACAAAGGAGGUGCUUUCAAGCAGACAGACGACGCACGCUGGGCCCACGUAGUGUGCGCCCUCUGGAUCCCAGAGGUCUGCUUUGCGAACACAGUCUUUCUGGAGCCGAUCGAUAGCAUCGAGCACAUCCCUCCUGCACGCUGGAAGCUCACCUGCUACAUCUGCAAACAGCGUGGAUCGGGCGCCUGCAUCCAGUGUCACAAAGCCAACUGUUACACAGCUUUCCAUGUCACCUGUGCCCAGCAGGCAGGCCUCUAUAUGAAAAUGGAGCCUGUAAGAGAGACUGGGGCCAACGGUACCUCUUUCAGCGUACGCAAGACGGCAUACUGUGACAUCCACACGCCCCCCGGUUCAGCACGUCCUUUAGGAGGAGUAGGUGGGGCCAGCAUGGGGUCAUCUAACAGCGAGGGCGAGCUGGAGGAAGAUGACGAGCCUAGCAUCGGCCAUGAUGAUGACUCUAAGGGCUGGAGCUCUGAGCGGGUGAAGAGGGCAAAGGCCAAAUCCAGGCUGAAGAUGAAAAGAGCCAGAAAGAUCUUAGCUGAGAGGAGAGCUGCUGCACCAGUGGUGUCAGUGCCCUGCAUACCACCCCACAGGUUGAGCAAAAUCACCAGCAACCUGACGGUACCCAGGAAAAGCCAAUUCAUGCAACGACUUCACAGCUACUGGACGCUGAAGAGGCAAAGUCGGAACGGUGUGCCUCUUUUGCGCCGGCUUCAGACACACUUGCAGUCACAGCGACACAUUGACCCACUCCCACCACAGCCUGCGUCACAACCUUCCUCGAGAGAUAGCGAGGAGAAACAGACCGCUUUAAAGGAGCAGCUAAAAGCAUGGCAGAGGCUGAGACACGACCUGGAAAGAGCGAGGCUACUGGUGGAGCUCAUCCGAAAGAGGGAGAAGCUCAAGAGGGAGACGAUUAAAGUGCAGCAGAUGGCGCUGGAGAUGCAGCUGACUCCCUUCCUGGUGCUGUUGAGGAGUACCUUGGAACAGUUACAGGAGAGAGACACUAACAACUUUUUCACUGAGCCUGUGCCUCUGGCAGAGGUGCCAGACUACCUGGACCAUAUUGACACUCCAAUGGACUUUCAGACCAUGUGGAACUUGCUGGAGUCUCACCGCUACCUCACUUUUGAGGCCUUUGAGGCCGAUUUUGGGCUCAUUGUCAACAACUGUCUCAAGUACAACGCCAAGGACACAGUCUUUUAUCGCGCUGCCUUGCGGCUCAGAGAGAUGGGCGGGGCUGUCAUAAGAACAGCCAGGCGACAAGCUGAACGGAUCGGCUUCGAUUACGAGACCGGCAUGCAUCUACCACGAGAGCCGAGCCCGGAAAGCCAGCGUGAGCAAGAGAGAGACAGAGAGCGGGAGAGGGAGCGAGACAGGGAUAGAGAAAGAGAUCGACCGUUGUCUUCUAAUGAAGAUGACCUGCUCCUGCCAGAGAACAGGCGGCGGUUACCACUGGAAGAGCAGCUGCAUUACCUGCAGGCCCGUCUCGAUGAGGUCAGCUCAGGGAAGCAUAGCAUUGGCCAGUCUCGCAGAGCCAAGGCCCUAAGAAAGGAGAUCAGUGUGAUCAAGAGGAAGCUUGCACACCAGCGUGAAGGAGGCUCUGGCAUGGGGGGCCGGGACUCUGUGGGCGGAGGAGACCGGAGUUCUUCUCUUCCCCAUCAUUCAUCAUCUGCAGGACACCACGAUGAGGGGGGAGAGAGCAGCAGCCAGGAGAUUGGUGGAAAGGAUCUGAAUGUGUCCUCAUCCCUGACUCCAGAGGUGGGGCGUCGGACAUCUGUCCUCUUCUCCAAGAAGAACCAAAAAAUAGCUGGACCCCCCAAAAGGCCGGGACGCCCACCCAAAAACAGGGAUGCGGGUUAUGGUGGGGCAGGGGUGAGCCAAAGUCCUGUUGGUCCCCCACAACUCCCCCUGCUGUCACCAAGCAGGCACAGGAAACGUCCCCGCAGCCCUCACACCAGCUCCAGCUCUGACAGCGACAGUGACAAUGAUGACCUGCUGCCAGGACUGCCAACUAAUGGCUUUGAUACAGGAAACCAGCCAGUAACGGAAAGCUUCCGCGUGUACAGAAGCGAACCUCAUCUCCCUCGUUCAAGCUCAGACUCCGAGUCCACAACCAGCAGCAGCAGCAGUGCAGCUUCAGACAGGACCAGCACGACUCCCUCUAAGCAGGGCAGAGGAAAGGCGUCGUUCUCACGCGCUUUCCAGGAAGAUAGCAGCGAGGAAACGUCAGGCACAGAAAAUGAUUCCUACUCAGUCGGUGGCUCGAGGGGUGUUUCACACUUGGUUCGUGGCCGGGACAGGUCGGGGUGCUGGAUGGCCUCAGAUGAUUAUUCUUCUCUGGAAGCUUUAGACCUGGUCUGGGCCAAGUGCAGAGGCUAUCCCUCAUAUCCUGCUCUGAUAAUUGACCCAAAGAUGCCCAGGGAGGGGGUGUUCCACCGAGGUGUCCCAAUCCCUGUCCCCCCUCUGGAUGUGCUGAAACUUGGGGAGCAAAUGACCCAGGAGGCCAGGGAGCACCUGUUCCUGGUCCUCUUCUUUGACAACAAGAGAACAUGGCAGUGGCUUCCGCGCUCUAAGCUGGUGCCUCUGGGCGUUGACCAAGAGCUGGACAAAGAGAAGAUGCUCGAAGGCAGGAAGUCCAACAUCCGCAAAUCAGUGCAGGUGGCCUAUCAUCGUGCCAUGCAGCACCGCAGCAAGGUGCAGGGGGACCCCAGCAGCGAAACCAGUGACAGUGACUGAACACAAACACACACGAACGCUAGAGAGCCCAGCCCUACAUCAUAGAUCACAAAGAAGAAGAGAAAAAAAACAGUGCCAGUAACAAGGAGUGGGGGGAAGAAAAAAAUCCACUAUCUUGGCCCCGUGAUAUUCACACUCAUGCACACUAAGCCGUAUUUAAUCCGACAUGUAAAAUAUUGUAUUUAAGAGAAUUGAUAAAAAAAAAGAGAAAAGAAAUGGAGAAAUAUGCUAUGUUCAGAAUCAUGAAUCGGAAUAUUCCUUGUAUGUGGUCGAUAUAUGUUUAAUAACAAAUGAGAUAAUGGUUUACAGACUCACAAAAUGAACAUAGUAUUACUCUAUGAAGUAUACACAACUGCCUUUCCCUGUUUUUGUUUUUGUUUUUUGUUGUUUUUGUUUUGUUCUUUUGGGGUUUUUCUCGCACAGUCACACAGGUAGUCUCAUAUGUAAACAGGGAAAUGUGUGUCGUGUACGUCGAAUGCACACACUGUGGAUAUUUCACAACGCCAGCACGUCUCACAUUCAUCAUCCACCUCCGCAAAAGGAAAACGGUGACAGGCCUGGUGCUAUUGUCUAAGUCAUUUUUCAGAGGAGCACAAAGAGACUGUCGCAGCCCACUUUUGGGGCAUACCAACGUUACUGUAAUUUAUUCUGCUGACUUCUCAUUAACAAGGUCCACAAGCUUGUUUCGUCACGGACUACUUCUAAUCACUCCACCUGCACUGGACAUCACGGUGCAGUCUCUUUUGUCUGUCAGUACGUGUCCAUCAUGUUUCCUGUUUUUACGGUUUUGUUAAGAUAUGUACAUGUCACACAGGCCACUUGGUCAAUGAAAAAUGAGGACUAAACUGAAACACACAAUUGCCUCACUGUCUGUCUUAGUAUCAGGCUGAUGGCUUUAGAACUUUUAUAUAAGCAGAUUGCAUAACAAUAGAGGUUUAAUAAAAAAACAGAAAAGAAUUGA